Molecule: messenger RNA, 921 nt
Organism: Trichomonas vaginalis G3
Lineage: Eukaryota; Parabasalia; Trichomonadida; Trichomonadidae
Product: protein serine/threonine kinase protein
Exons: 1
Coding region: 1-921 (306 amino acids)
Biological process (GO): protein phosphorylation
Molecular function (GO): protein kinase activity; ATP binding
Source: RefSeq, a predicted model, not a curated record
AUGAUUAUCAACGAUGCCGAAAUUGAAGAUGAUCUGAAGCAACAUGGAUAUCAAGUUGUUAGACUUAUAGCUAGCAGCUCCGUGGCCAAGCAUUUUGAAGUCUCAAACGCUAAAGGAUUCACAUUUGAUGUUAAAGUAUACAACCAUGCUGCAGCUUCCAACAUCAUCGAUUAUUACAACAAUGAAAAGGAUAUCCUUGGAACUCUGAUUCAUCCCAAUAUAGUUGAAACAUUCGACUUUUUCCAAACUCAAAAUUAUUCAUAUCUUGUUUUUGAGCUUUGCAGAGAUCUAUCUUUAGAAUCUAUUGUUAGUUCUACAAGAAAAUGUUCGGAGAAAAACGUAUACGUUUACUUAUCACAGUUGAUUCAAGGAAUUGAAUAUCUUCACUCAAACAACAUUGUUCACAAUAACUUGAAUCCGUCAACAAUACAUUUUGAUCGCUUUGGACGAAUUAAAAUUGUAGAUUUUGAUUAUGCUUCUAUAAGUUACAAACAAAAUUCAGAUAGGUGCCCACAUUCUAGGUAUUCAUUUUCUCCAGAAACGUAUAGUGGUAAACCUUAUGAUCCACGUGCAUCAGAUGUUUGGAGUUUUGGAGCGAUCAGUUAUUAUCUCCUUUCUGGACAAUACCCAUGGUCAAAUAAUAGUGAAAUCUCUUAUUCAGAUUCUUUGGAAUCUUCCAUGAAAAAUUUAUACGGAAAAUACGACGAAAAACUAAUUCAAUUAAUUUUAGACUGUUUAUCCGAAGAUCCAUCAAAGAGACCCUUAGCAUCUGUAGCUAAUUCGUUUUUCAUGUACACCGAGAAGCAAUAUCCGAUUUCAAAGAAAUUUAUUAGAAAACAAAACUCUAACCAAUCAAUUUCAAAGAUCAAAAGGAAUUCUUCUAGUCCUCAGUUUAGAGCUUGCUCUUCUUUAUAUAAAUAA